ACAAAAAUUUUAAACAGUCGAUGUCUUUUACUUUGAAAAGCGUAGGGGCUAAUAAGGCUAAAUGGCCUAUACUUACCACACUCUCUCCUGGUAUAAAACUUAAAGAAGUUCUGAAUUUUAAACUUUCUGAAGAUUCCAAAGAGGGAGAGAGCUCAAUAGUUUCAGAGACCCCUUACUUUUUAUAUAAAGGGGAUUAUAUUAGCGGUUCAGGAGAAAAAUAUUUAGUUGGACUUGUAAAUUAUCAAAAGGAAACUGUGGAGAUUGAAGCUUCAAAUUUAUACAUGUUGACACAAGAAGUCAAGCAGCCCCAAGCUGUUACUCUUAUUGCUUCAGAUUCGGAAACAGAUUAUAAUUCUGAGGAUUUGACUGAAAAUCCGAAAAAAAGUGCGUAUAAGCGACUCAAUGGCCAAAAAGCUUCUCUAAUAAAGGAAUUCGGAGGAAAGCGUUCUAAACUAUCACUAACCCAUUCCCGGAAUGAUCGCAUAGAUCCCUCCAACAUAAUAUCACCUAUAAAUUUUGAAAAUCUCUUAGACGAGCGUCUCCAAAAUUGUAAUAUUGAGGACCAACUAAGCCAAGAGGCCUUCUCACAUUUGUUUCCUUCAAGAAACUUAAAGGCCUCUAAAGUAGAAGAUGUAUAUAAACUUGACGAUUUUCUGCCUAAAGAGCUAUAUUCUUCCUUAGAACCGCCUUCGAAGUUAUUUUUAAAGGCCUCUUCUGAAGAUUUAGAGAAUUGGGCUUGCAAGAGACUUUAUAGUCCCUUUAUCAUAGAGCAAGUAAACACUCUAUCUUCGUUAGAACCCGAUGAAAGGACCCAGAAAGCUCUUAUUUUGGUUUACCUCAACCACUUGAUAAAUUUUAGCAGGGGGACAGGUAAAGCUGCUUUGCCCGGUCCUCUAUUAUUCCAUUUUCAGGACCGAUUUGCCCAGUCUUCUUUUGAUGAUAGAGGUAACAUAGAGUACCACUUUGGAAGUUCUGAUAAAGAUAAGAUCCACGCCCAUCUCAUUGUUCUCGGGCUAAUAGCGAACAAGUACUGCCUAAAUUAUGAAUCCCUACUCAAGUCUUUGUCUCUUAAAACAGUGAAACUAUUUGAAAUUGCGAAAGUUUUGAGGUUACGCAAGAAUGAGAAGAAAUCUCUACUCACACUUUCUCUACCUAUAACUUUGCCUCUUAAUAAAAAAAAGCGAAUGCGUUUCGCCGUCUUACAGGGCAUAUGCCUCCUAACGGCUAUUAAUGUGCUGAAAGAACUGCUUGUCGGAUCAGUUGCUUGCCCUACUUGA
Messenger RNA from Zophobas morio, 1277 nucleotides. RefSeq lists its product as uncharacterized. Gene Ontology annotation, biological process: transcription elongation by RNA polymerase I; RNA polymerase I preinitiation complex assembly; DNA-templated transcription. The transcript has 9 exons. NCBI's taxonomy places the organism in Eukaryota, Metazoa, Arthropoda, Insecta, Coleoptera, Tenebrionidae. Gene Ontology annotation, cellular component: RNA polymerase I complex. The record is from RefSeq and is a predicted model, not a curated record. The coding region runs from base 21 to 1277 and encodes 418 amino acids. Gene Ontology annotation, molecular function: DNA binding.